GAUGACCAUACGUGAAGUAGUUCUUAACAGUAGUUGAGUCAGUUUCGUCGAAGUGGUCAGUCAGAAUCAGUUUCGUUGUAAUUUUGAAUUUGAGGAUAUCUCAAGGUUAAAUGAUUAGGCCAAGCAAAGGGUGAUAUGCAAAAUUCCAAAAGAAACAGUGAUCCUCCGUUAAUAUUUUUCAACGGUGGUGCCGCAUCAGGUGAUGGAAGACGGAAAUUAGUGCGUAAAACUAGUGCAGAGAUUGUAAGUGAAGCUAAGAGUAUGCUAGCAGGAGGAGGAACACGGCUGGUUUCCGCUAGGCGGCCAAUUACACCUAGAGAGCCCAGGAGACAGCUUUAUGGGCGAGUAGCUCCACCAGGAAGGCCGCCAAGUGCUUUCAGCUUAAAAUACCUGCAGUUAGAAUCCCGCGCAUUGCCGUCGCUUGAGCCAAUUCAAAGUGCGAUUCAAUCAAAUGGAUUUACGCGUUCAGAAUCGGCAGAUUCUAUCACGUUGGGUGAAAAUGACACCGCUAACAAUAAUGCACCUCGCAGUAAACUACCAGCAUUGCUUAAGGUACCCAGUAAACAGUCUGGAUCGCUGGAUAAUCUUUCAGAAUGUAUGCCACCGCGGAAGGACUUUAAACCGCCAGCAUCGCCGUUAACGCCUCAAUUUUCACUCAAUGCUGAACCCAAGCCACUGAAUGAAAAACGGCCUUUGGAUUGUGCUGGUAAUGGUGCAACAGCUUCUUCAGCAGUACCAAAUACCAGUAUCGUCAAGAAUCAUCCUCUCAAGCGUCGUCAGGCUCAAUCGCUAGACGAGCGCAAAAUGCUCGAGGCGGAAAAAUCUUCUCCACCAGGACGUUCGGAAAGUGCAAAAAUGGACACCCAAGAGCAAAAGGCGAAGCUGAGCAAAAGCAAUGAUUUGCUAGCGCAAUCUACGACAGAGUCCUUACUGGAAAUGCUGAAGGGCCACGCUGGAAUUAAGGAUUGCAACGAUGAAACUGCUAAUCAUAUUAAUGGGAUUUUAGGUGAGCUGUUCUCUCGCGUGAAAGGAGCCAAAGGUAGUUGGCGAGGUGCAGUUUUGGGAGCAUUGUAUGGAUUGGUAGAGGCGAACUCUGCAAAAAUAUUACUUUCAGUUGCACGUGUGGUAUUGGCGCUGAAUGUGACUGGCAGCAAUUUGACAGGAGCAUGCAAACUGGUUUUUAAAAUUGCUCGCAACGAAAAUAACGAUGCUCUUUUCGCCGACAGCGAUGUGCCAGAGCUACUAGUGGAUGGUUUGGGUCGAGCUUCGCCGGCUGAUGAGCCCGAAGCAUGUAUCUACGGUUAUGGCGCUAUUCGGUUUUUGGCAGGCUCAGCUGCCUCAGUUGCACAAAAGGUCAAGUCAGAGAAUGUUUCGCGGGAAAAUUCUUCUCGACAAAAGUCGCUAGCCUGCCGUUUGGCAAGACAUGGCCUCAUACAACUGAUGGUAUUGCAUCUGAAAAUGUUGAACGAGUUGGGAUCUGCGGAAAAACUUUCGGGACCACCAUUGCACGCUUUAUUCCAGCUUUCGGGAGCUCUCAGGACACUAGCGGGUAUUCCUGCGAUAGGUAACUGCAUGGCCGCAACCCGUUCCUUGUUGAACAGUACUAAUCCACAAAUUAAAGAAACACCUGAUGGUGAAAUAAUUCAGUUGGAAUUGGCUGGCCCUCUACUAGUACGAGCAGCAGAGAUGUGUAUAGAUGAACCAGAAGUACAGGCCAACGUUAUUCGCACGUUGAGUGUGCUUUCCGAGCGUCCUGAGUGCUGUGAGCAAUUAGCAGAUGCAGCUGCCCGUCUUGGAAUUCUGCUAGGUUCUGUGAGUGAGACAACUGCUACAGUGGAAAAGGGUUUGGCAGCUACCAAUCGACUUGGAUACAUUCUUGGAAAUAUUAUGACUAGAUGGGACACUGCUCGGUUACAGUUCUACUCUAACGAUGUAUCGAUGGAGGCUAUCCUUAAUGCUUUGGAGUAUUAUACAAACAAACGUUUUACUAUCAAAAACCAAAUGGGGGAUUCGGUGGUAGAUGUUCUGACAAAAUUGGUCCGUGUUAUCGCUAAUAUUAGUGUCAAUGGUGAUGUUGGAUAUGGGCUCAGUAACAAACCACCAUUAGGAGAAAUACUGCUAAAUAUUUUGCUGAAAGUUAAAGACGUGAAGCAACCGGAUAUGGAAGAAUUGUUGUUUGCUACCAUGGGAGCACUUCACAAUCUCUCUUAUUAUUACGAACCGUCGGAUAAUCCACUGCAGUUCAACCACCCAGGAAGCAUGGCAGAGCGUUUGAAGGAUGUUUGUGGCGUGUUGUGUAAUAUCCUGGGCACAAAUUCCAAUCCCGCCAGGUCUGAGGCGGCUCGUGUACUCGGAAAUAUGACACGCAACGCCAUUGCACGUCAAACAUUUUGUUCUGAAAAUGGGUUGAAAAUAUUGAUCCAAUGCUUGGAAUCCAAUGAUGUGGAGCUGAUGGUUACAUCCUGUGGAGUACUUGUAAAUAUUCUAGGUGAUUGGGAGCGUAGAGUUCCGUUCCGGGAAAUUCAGGGACCUGUGGUACUGCGGAAAUUGCUGCAACGUGGAGUAUCAAAUCAUGAUUGGAUCCUAGCGGGAAUCUCAUGUCAAGCUCUGUGGAACUACCUCAUUGAUAGUGGAAAUGUUAUUCAUGCAUUGGGAGAAUCCGAAGUAGAUUACAUAUGUGGCGAUCUUGCGGAAUGUUUAGAUGAAGAAAAGUUGUUCAAUGGAGAAGAACCGGAUAUGUUAUGGGAAGAGUUUGCUCCCGUAGCCACUGAUCUGUUGGAAAGAUUGCAGUCCUGCAUGUCAGUAGGAAAUUCGCCCUGCCUAUCUUCAGACGACGAAGCUGACACCAUUAUUGGGGAGCCAGGUCAAACAUGGGGGAAUCAAUACAAACAAUGGUUGAAGCAAUGAUUACAUUUGUUA
This is a messenger RNA of Ochlerotatus camptorhynchus, 2919 nucleotides long. RefSeq names its product armadillo repeat-containing protein 2. The coding region runs from base 136 to 2907 and encodes 923 amino acids. The record is from RefSeq and is a predicted model, not a curated record. Lineage: Eukaryota; Metazoa; Arthropoda; Insecta; Diptera; Culicidae. The transcript has 9 exons. Gene Ontology annotation, biological process: cilium organization.